Molecule: messenger RNA, 2373 nt
Organism: Spodoptera exigua (beet armyworm)
Lineage: Eukaryota; Metazoa; Arthropoda; Insecta; Lepidoptera; Noctuidae
Source: the annotation of a GenBank genome assembly
AUGUCAACGUCUGUCGUGGUGGCCGAAGUACAAUGCGGCGAAAAUGAAAUUCGCAAUGACUGUCCAGAUGCUCUGUGUACACCACAGUACUGUUCUCAGCUGGGAUUCCCAAUAGACUGCCCAGCACUGAGCGGUAAUGCCAGCGACACAUGUCCAGGAGAUCCUGGGUGUAUCUGUAAAGACAACUACGUCAGGGAUGAUACUGGCAAAUGUGUUCCUAUUGAUAGUUGCCCAUCGUGCGGAGGUGAUCCAAAUGCAAAGUCAGGUUGUGGUGUGAACUGCGGUAGACUGUGCUCUAACUACAAGAAAAAGAACGUUGUUUGUCCACUGUAUUGCAAACUUAACGGCUGUGACUGCAAAGAUGGCUACGUAUUUGACAGCAACGUAGGACUAUGUGUUCGACCUAAAGAUUGUACACCAACAUGCGGAUCAAAUGAAGUCUACAAGCAGUGCGCUAACAAAGAGUUAAAGAGAACGAAAUGCUCACAAAUAAACGAAUACACUUCUGAAGGCAAUGAUGAGACAUCGCGAACUUCUGAUUCUUAUUCCUCUGAAACUUCUUCUGACUCUUCUGAUACUUCUUCGGAAUCAUCUUCUGAUUCUUCUUCCGAGUCUGAUGAGUGCAUUGGAGCGUGUGUUUGCCAGGAAGGAUACCUGAGGAACAGUGACGGUGUUUGCUUACCUGAAGACCAAUGCCCAAAUAAAUGCACGAUGCCUCAUGAAGUUUACGUUAAGUGCAAAAUAACAUGUCCGCCUCAAACCUGCGAAAGCCUUACACGGGCCUAUCCUUGCCCAAAUCCACCUGAAGGUGAAGAACAUUGUACUCCAGGAUGUCAAUGUGAAGACGGAUACUAUAGAAAUGCAAUCGGAGAGUGCAUAUCUGAAGAGGAUUGUUUAAAAUGUACUGGCCCGAACGAGUACUUCUCCUGCGGUACAUGUGAUAACGUCUGCUCUACACUAUCGCAACAGAACCAAACAAAUUGUCCUAUCAAAUAUAAGAAGUGCAUUCCCCAAUGCUAUUGCCUACAAGACUACGCUCGAGAUGACAACGGAAUCUGUAUACCUAUCAACCAAUGUAAUGUAUCGUGCAAAGGGGAUCCAAACGCAAUACCCGGCUGUGGUAAUUACUGCGGAAGGCGUUGUUCUGACUACAAGAAAGGAGAUCUUAAGUGCGCUAUAGGCUGUUACUUGGGCGGCUGCGCCUGCAAAGAAAAUUACGUAUACGAUGAUAAUAAAAAGAAAUGCGUUCUACCUGAAAAUUGCAUGUGGGAGAGCCAUCCUUCGGCACGAAUGGAUCGACUCGACCGGAGUGAUACCACGGCCUCACAGAAAACCGGCGUGAAACUACCACAGCGUUGUGUUUCGCCGUCUCCCACGUGUGGUCCCGAGGAACGAUAUGAGGAGCAUCCUUCAAUGGUCUGCGAUCCUCUCACCUGUGACGAAGUUGGACAAGAAAAGGAGUGUCGUACGAAACCACGAGACAAUGACAAACCAGCUUGUAUUUGUAAAAAAGAUCUCGUCAGAAAUGAUAAAGGCGAAUGCAUACCUAUUGACGAUUGUUCAUUUCGUAUGUCUGCGGCAAACGCAUCUACAGUGGAUGAUAGACUACGUGCUCAGAUUUCUACCGGAUCCCAUCACUUGGCUGGAAGUUUUGCAAGCGUAUCCAGCAAGACUGACGGUAAAAUAAGAGACAUUGUAAAUCCAAAAAUGUUUGAUGCUAACACUCGUCUGUGCCUGGCUGACGUUAUCCAUAUAGUGGCUGAUUGGUUACAGCCUUUUAAUAAACGAGAAACUUACAACUCCAAGUUCACCAAAUCUAAUGGUAACGUCGUCCGAGUACCAAUGAUGACUCAACGUGGUAAUUUUAACUACUUUUCAAAUGAAAAGUUCCAGGCCUUGGAUAUGCUCUACGUAGGAGGAGAUCUUAGUUUCUUGACUAUUCUACCCAAAAACACGAGAGAUUUAAAGGAGAUUGUAGAAAGGCUAAAUGACCCUAUUUACUUCGGUAAAGUGAUAUCAAGCCUUAAACCGACAGAAGUUGAAAUCAAUUUGCCAAAGUUCCAAAUGAAAACUCGAAUUGAUUUAAAGGACCUACUAAUAAAGGACGGAGUCACGGCUGUAUUCCACCCAAAUAUGGGACUUGAAGGUAUAUUAGAGAACAGAGGACCUGUUUCUGUUAGUGACGCUAUACAGGUAGCGUAUAUAAUAGUUGACGAAAUUCAUACAGAAGCAGGAGCAUCCACAGUGAUAACCGGUUUAGGUGCAACACAAUACCAAGUUCCAUUUAUAGCGGAUCGACCUUUCAUUUUCUUCAUACUCGAUCAUAUUAAUAAGAUCGUAUUAAUGAACGGAAUUUUCGACGGUCCACAAUAA